Anopheles bellator is the source of this 1272-nucleotide messenger RNA. Its product is annotated as adult enhancer factor 1-like. The transcript has 2 exons. Lineage: Eukaryota; Metazoa; Arthropoda; Insecta; Diptera; Culicidae. The coding region runs from base 121 to 1272 and encodes 383 amino acids. Gene Ontology annotation, cellular component: nucleus. The record is from RefSeq and is a predicted model, not a curated record. Gene Ontology annotation, molecular function: zinc ion binding; RNA polymerase II transcription regulatory region sequence-specific DNA binding. Gene Ontology annotation, biological process: regulation of transcription by RNA polymerase II.
UGCCCCGCUGUACUGCGAACUCCGAGGAGAUCUAAUUACUCCUCUAGGAAAUCGCACAAUUUUUCUAAACCAUCGCUGAGCCCAGCAUUUCGUGAAUCCGCGUGAAUCGCACCCCCGUGAAUGGAUUUAACAAUCUACAACGAUGUCCCCAGUGAUAUGCCUGGCACAUACUGUCGCUUUUGUUUCCGCGAAACAAGUCUUGUACCGCUAUUUCAUCCGACUACCAGUGAGCCGCUCAACUUGGAGCUGAUAUCAAUCAUUACAGAUUGCACCGGCAUUCUAUUGAAGCCGGAAAUUGAUUUUCCAUCGGCCGCUUGUCAAAGCUGCUUGCAGCUGAUGCAAGAGUUCCAGCACUUCCGCAGGCGUGCUAGGGAAUACGAUAAGAUUAUACGUUCGAGAAUUUUGCCCAGAAUCGAACCAGAGGUGAUAAUCGUCAAGCAAGAGGAGCUGGACGAUAACGCUGCAUUUGACUGCGAGCCAGAGCGUGACAGUACCAGUAGCAGUACCCUGACGGCGGACGAAUCUCGUGACGACCAGGUCGACAUCCUAGGUCGGCUGCGGCAGCUUCACCAACAGCAUCAACAUCAGCUACAACAACUGCAGGAACAGCAGGAUGGCCAGCCAAUGCCACCGAAUCUGUUGGCAAACGAUGAUCAGGAACCCAAAUUCAGUAUGAGUGCCAUUUUCAGUGCCACGGCAGCGGUGGCGGCGGUCGCAGCAGCAGCUUCCACGAAAACCCACAAUCGCGGAAUAUCGCGACGGUCUCAGGCGUUGGGGCCAUCCGGGAGCCAGGGGCCAGAGGAGAACCGGUGCAUGGUUUGCGGUGAAAAGUUCCAAUCGCGCGACGUGUGGAUGGCGCACCUGACCGUGCACGCCAUUGAACGGCCGUUUCAGUGCCAUAUCUGCUUGGCACAGUUUAAAACCAAAUAUGUACAGCAAAACCACAUACGGACUGUGCACGAAAACGUCCGGAGCUAUCGCUGUCCCAUUUGCACCGAGCCUAGUCGAAUGUUUAAGAGCAAGCGCACGCUCGAGGAUCACAUGCGCUACCACACGGGCGAACGUCCGUUUGUAUGCAGUAUUUGCAAGAUGAGCUUCUCCUCCGGAAGCGUUCACCGUAACCACAUGUAUCGCGUGCAUCGAGAGAUGCGUAAAAAGGAUCGACGGUGCAGCUUCUGCAGCAAGGUAUUUGAUCGUAUUCUCGAUCUCAAGCGCCACCAGACGAGUUACUGCGAAAAAAUCAUUGGACACGAAAUGGUUCAACGGUUAUAA